CACCCUCUGUUGGCUGGCUGACGAUAACUCCUCCAGUUUAUUCAUGUUCCCUUUCUCUGUGCUGGAUCUGCUACACUGUUAUCAGCCUUUGUUGAUAAAUCUUAAAAAGAGAGAUUUACACCAUAAUCUGGAACGAUUUCUGUGAAUUUGAAUUGAAAAUAGACAGACGAGGCAAUGGAUACACCAUUCUCUGGACCAGAGAUUUUCAUAAAGGAUUUUAAUUCAAAAGAUUAUUAUGAUUCAUACUAUGCUUCAGACAAAGGAGUAAUGCUUGGUGAAUGGACAAAUUUUGCAUUGAAGAAUUUCCAUGAUAUCUUCUCUUCAGGAGUUGUUAAAGGAAACACACUGAUUGAUAUCGGUGCUGGACCAACAAUCUAUCACCUGCUGUCAGCUUGUGAAGUCUUUCCCAACAUUAUCACUUCCGACUUCCUGGAGCAAAAUCUAGCCGAACUAAAGAAAUGGCUGACGAAGGAAUCUAAUAUGUUAAACUGGACCCCAUGUGUAAAAUAUGUUUGUGAUCUAGAAGGAAAAAGUGUUAAUUUAGGGGAAAAGGAAGAAAAACUCCGCAAAAGUGUGAAGCAAGUUUUGAAAUGUGACGUACUGAAGAAGAAUCCAUUUGAGCCACUUGUUCUGCCACCAGCUGAUUGUCUAAUAAGUUGUUUCUGCUUAGAGUCCGCAUGUAAGGAUGUGGCUUCCUAUUGCAACACCCUGAAAAGUCUUAAGGACUUGCUCAAACCAGGAGGCCAUAUCAUACUGCAGAGUGCACUAAAUGGUACAUUUUAUUAUGUUGGGGAAAAAAAGUAUUAUUGCUUGAGUAUAGCAAAGGAAGAUAUUGAGAAGUCUUUUAUAGAAGCUGGUUAUGAAAUUGUGAAAUUAGAAGUGCAACAGCGUGAGGAUAUGUCUAGUUUAGACAUCUCUGAUUACGACAGCUUCUACUGCAUUCACGCCCGUAAGCCAUGAAGUCUAUAACAUUUUCACCAAUAUUGGCCGCUUCGCGCUUUUUUUCUUUUUAAAGAGAAUAAAAAUGUGUUUAAGAUGAUAAAGUUCAUUGAAAUAUGAUUUAUCAAUUGAUCAGAGUUUGAUGUUUAAUUAUGAUAGUGCAAAUGUGUAUUAAUACACAUAUAUAAAAGGGACCCUAUAGUCACCAGAACAACUGAGUAUAGUUGUGAGUAUAACCAGUCCUCAGAUGAC
Molecule: messenger RNA, 1191 nt
Organism: Pelobates fuscus (common spadefoot toad)
Lineage: Eukaryota; Metazoa; Chordata; Amphibia; Anura; Pelobatidae
Product: nicotinamide N-methyltransferase-like
Exons: 4
Coding region: 175-960 (261 amino acids)
Cellular component (GO): cytosol
Molecular function (GO): N-methyltransferase activity
Source: RefSeq, a predicted model, not a curated record